Vigna radiata var. radiata (mung bean) is the source of this 921-nucleotide messenger RNA. RefSeq names its product probable chalcone--flavonone isomerase 3. The transcript is spliced from 5 exons. Gene Ontology annotation, molecular function: intramolecular lyase activity. NCBI's taxonomy places the organism in Eukaryota, Viridiplantae, Streptophyta, Magnoliopsida, Fabales, Fabaceae. The record is from RefSeq and is a predicted model, not a curated record. The coding region runs from base 161 to 790 and encodes 209 amino acids.
CUCUAUCUACCUACCACCUUAUUAUUUUCAGCCUAUUCAAGAAGAGAGGUCUAAAUAAAUAGCCUUCAAUAUCCAGUCUAAUUAACUCACCCUUUUUGCCACACCAGUUUCUUCAUCUCCACUCUUCUAGUCUUCAUCUCUAUCUCCAUCAAAUUUAACUAUGGCUGCAGAACAGGUGUUGGUUGAUGAAAUCUCUUAUCCUUCUAAGAUCACUGCUACCAAGCCCCUGUCUCUGCUGGGUCAUGGAAUCACCGACAUGGAGAUCCACUUUAUCCAUGUGAAAUUCUAUUCAAUCGGGGUCUAUUUCGAGCCUGAAGUAGUAAGCCACUUGCAGCAGUUCAAAGGAAAACCAGCAAAGGAGCUGGAAGAGAAUGAUGAGUUCUACGAUGCUCUUAUUUCUGCUCCGGUUGAAAAGUUUAUUAGACUUGUGGUGAUUAAAGAGAUCAAGGGUGCACAAUAUGGGGUUCAGAUUGAGAGUGCUGUGAGGGAUAGGUUGGCAGCAGAGGACAAAUUUGAGGAAGAAGAAGAAGAGGCUUUGGAAAAAGUCAUUGAAUUUUUCCAGUCUAAGUACUUCAAGAAGCAUUCAGUGAUCACAUACCAUUUCCCAGCAAAUUCUGCUACUGCUGAGAUUGUGGUAUCUUUGGAGGGGAAAGAAGACUCAAAGUUUGUGUUAGAGAAUGGCAAUGUGGUGGAGGCCGUCAAGAAAUGGUACCUUGGUGGCUCAACAGCAGUGUCUUCCACAACCAUUCAAUCUCUGGCUGCCACUUUUUCUCAGGAGCUCUCCAAGUGAACAUAACUUAAUCUUGGAGUUAUGUUUUGUAUUUUUAAGUUGUAGUAAUUGAAUUUUUCUUCACACAAUGUUUGAGGAUCUCUACUUCUGAAUAAUGUUAAUCUUGUGACUUACCAAAUUUUCAAGUGCUC